CGGAACGCUGCUCCUACUCUGUUAUUCUCUAUGCAUAGUCACUUUAAUAACACUACCUACAUGUACAUGUUACCUCGACACCGGUGUCCCCGCACAUUGACUCUACCGGUACCCCCUGUAUAUAGCCCCGCUAUUGUUAUUUACUGCUGCUCUUUAAUCAUUUGUUAUUCUCUUUUUGGGGGGUAUUUUCUUAACUGCAUUGUUGGUUAAGGGCUUGUAAGGUCUACACCUGUUGUAUUCAGCGCAUGUGACAAAUAAAAUUAGAUUUUGUUGUACAACACCAAAACCUUACCCAGUGCCUCAUCACUAAGAUGGGACAACAUAACAUAGCACACCUCAUCUUUCCCAGGUGAAGUUAACCCAGCCUUACCUAUUGUUCUUUUCAUCUCUGCCAUGGUAAAUGGUGCAUUCAAUGCAUCCUUUACAUCCUCCCUCAUAUCCAGCACUCCAGGAUAUUCCUCUCUUGGUCUCUCUCUCCCCCUCUGUCCAUCCUCUGACAAAUUUGCCAAGCUAAAUGGAAACUCCUUUGGAAAGCAUGGAGUUUAUUAGGCUAUAGAUUAAAUAAAUUAUGAGCUUCACAUGGUGGUGAAUGUGCAAGAUACUCCCUUCCAAUAAAUAUCGAGGGUCUUAUUCUGGUGACACGAUUGAUGAUUGGCUGCCGUUUGACAAAUAAUAUCGCUCUUAUCCAUAAUAAUCUCAUAAUGUAGAUAGCCAACCUCCACUCUGUGCGAGCUGUUAGCUAGAGCGCAUGUGCCAAGACCAGAGUAGGCACAUUUGUUAUUUAAUGCAACAGUUGUGACAAAACCAUCAGUAGCGUUGAAAAUGUGAUGGAAACACAUUUAACUUGUAUUUAUUUUUAUUCGGUACAUGGGAAUUUAACAGCAAAAGUAAUUUUUUAUCUGCAAAAAGUCUGAUGGAAACAUAUCACCGGUGGGAAAAUGCGCAUAUUGUUUUAUGCAAAUAUUAUAUUCGUAAUGAAAAUCUGUCUCAAAUUGAAUGGAAACCUGCCUAAUGUCUAGGAGUGCAGUGAUGCGUAACAUAUUUUGGAAUGCUGUUCCUUUCAUUCAAGGUUUAAAAAUGCUAUCAUCUAAUUUCCCCAUCAAUCUUCCUAUGCCGAUCCACUAUUUAAACUUACAGGCUGCAAGUAAAUGAAGGACUUUCUGGUCUCAUUGAAGCUGGGUCGGGAAUGUCUUCCUGCCUAGCUGAUAGACUGGCAGAAGUCUUAAAGCGAUGUCACCUUGUGUAUCUGGAGAGAAGAAUGUUUAGUGAAUAACUUGAUUGUUUCAGGCAAAAAAAAUGAAUGAGCAUCUGACGCACCACCAGCUGGGUAUUUUCAAACUAGACUUGCACUUCGAAGAGAAGAUCUUGGGCCUGCUUGAAAUAGCCUCAAUUAGCCUUGAUACUUUAGCUAGCUAACUUAGGUGUGUACUGUAGCUAGAUAGCUAGCUUAUUUACAACGAUGUAGUCAAGACAUGCACUACAGGAUGCCAAAUCUUUCCUGCGGAUGAGUUUUAGUUAGGUAAGAUGUAAUGUCAAUUUUUUUUGCUGCUAUGGUUAUUAAUUAUACUGCACUGAUGGAGCGUAAAUCCCAGAAAACAGAUUUGAUAUUGGUAGCAGCAGAGAUAUUUUUGAGUGCAAGAGAUUUUAGAGCGUUAGAUCUAAAGGGGGUUUUAAGAGAAGGGGUCUGCCCCAUCCUCCCAGUUGGCCUGGAGUAAGAUCUGGGAGGACUAGAGUACUGAGAUAGGGGUGGUGAGUUUUUGGGGAUAUAGUGGUGUAUAAAAUGUGUGGGUUAGAUGGUGGUGCAAUUUAUUUUCUCCAUUUCCCCUUUAUUUUUUUGUGACAAAAUGUGCAAUUCACACUCCGACCUGUGAAAGGAACCCAUAACCAACACAGCGUCCAGUCUACCGGAAACUCCCACGAAGUAAACAGAAAGUGAACAGUGACUCAGAACAAUUUCCACUUUAGCAUUCAUUGUUAUUUAGACGUUUAUUAACACCCUGGAACUCAAUAUAUGACUAAUUUAACUGGACAGCAUCACAUACUUGCAGCGUGUAGUGUUUAAUAAGCGCUGGAGACAGGACUUGAUUGAUAGACGUGAUCUCGAUAACGCUAGUGAACAAUGGCUAACUGUAUUGUUUUUCACACUCAAAUAGCCUCCAUCAUGGAGGUGCUAGCGAAUGCAGCUGUAGCUGAGAUCUGUAAACUCGUAGACGACGACUAUGCAGUGUUUCGUUUGGAAAUAACGCAAAGCCAGAAAGAAAACAGGGUUUUGCGAAGGAAACUACUGGAACUGAAGGUGGCAAGGGAGCGCGCAGAGAGGACAACGCGAGAGCGCGUCCUCGCCAGUCGUGUCAAGAUCCCCGACCGAAACAGAGAAAUGUCAAGAGUCACUGUCUCAGGUGAAGAACAUCUCACUGGAGGCCACAGGAGCUUUGUGAAGCCAGCGAGACACAAUACAUGGAGAGAUGAUCAACCAAUCACUGUUGAGGGGAGUGGAACCUCAACCCAGCACUCUGCAGAUGCAGAGGCUGCUGGGCCUGGGGUCAAGCAGCAGAGGUCUGAAGAUGAGAAGGACCCACAGCACAGCAGAGACAUCCAUACUGGAGCGCCCCCUGUAAGCAUAGAGGACCCCACCACCGCCCCAACGCCUCCCAGGAACCAACCCAGCAUCAGGGAGGUCAGUGGAGCGCAGAACGCCGUCCUCAAGUCAGAGACCGACACCAAGACUUUAACUUUAACACACAGGCUCUUACACACAGGUUCUGACCACAGAUCAGACCCAUGGAGACUGGGCUGUCCUCCUACUCCCGGUUCAGAGUACUUACCGGUAUUUCACCAGAGCCAGAGGAUGGUUCAUUGCCGUGGAGAUGAUGACGCGAUAGACACUAGUGGUGAUGAUCCGUCUUGUUCUUACGCUACAGAGAUGGACCAUGGUAACAUGACCUUAGGUUUAGAGAGACAGACUGAUCUGUCUAGAGGGGACUGGAACCGGUACAGUAGUAGUGUAUACUCUGAAGGGUGCCUAGAUAAGAAAGGGAAGGUUAUAGUGAUAGAUGAGGUGACUGUGAAAGUGGAGGGUGAUGCUCCUCCCACAUGGAAUGCAGAUAGUCACCUAGGAAACAGACACUCACAAGGCAGAGAUUUCUUAGAUUACAGGGAAAGCUUAGAGACAAAUCCCAAUGUUGAGACCCACUCCCCUACACACACAUUCAGGGAAUGCGACUCAGUGUCCACGUCGAUGGGGCCAUCCGAUUCACACGGCCGUGUCCUUUUCGAUCAGGUAUUGAACUCAAAGGACCAAAGGGCCAAGGCUCGGGGAACAACAUCAGGCAAUAGUAAAGAGAAACGGUUCCUCUGUAUGUUCUGUAACAAAGGCUUCAGCUGCCCCCAGAAUGUGGAGAUCCACCAGAGGAUCCACACAGGAGAGAAACCCUACAGCUGCCCCCAGUGUCACAUGUGCUUCGCUCAAUCUGGCAGCCUGAAGAGGCACCAAAGGAUCCACACAGGGGAGAAACCCUACAGCUGCCCACAGUGCGAGAAGAGGUUUUCCCGCCAACACCUGCUGAAGACGCACCUGAAGAUCCACACAGGAGAGAGUCCAUAACGCCUUUACGCACUGCGGGAAGAGAUUCUCAGAGAGGAGCUACCUCAGGAUACACCAGCAGAAAAAACAUUCCAAACCCUGCAAUAAAGGUAGACUCAGGGAGAUGACUUAGAUGCACAAAGUGAACAGCAGUAGUGGGUCAAUUUCUACAACAACUAAGAGCGUUGAAGCACGAGGCUAAACUUCUGAUGUUUUGGUCCUGCGGCUACCACGUUGUAGCAGCGUGAAGCGACCUCAUGUACAUGCGCAGAUACUGUGUGACUGUGUGAGAGCAAAGUCUAGCAUCACGCUCAUCACAAUAUCUGGGGUUCUGCUCGUGGCAACCUCAUAACGCUGAGUCUUCCUUUAAAGACAAAGAUUGAUUUUCAUUGUUGUCAGAAUAACAUUUCAGUGUUGAAUAUUCCUGGGUAGAAUAUUGCAUUUAGGCAUUGUGUGAUACAUAUAAUUAUAGUGCCUUCAGAAAGUAUUCACACAAGUUGUCUUUUUCCUAAUUUUGUUGUGUUCCUGGCCUACACACAAUAUCCCAUGAUGUCAAAGUGGAAUUAUGUUUAUAGACAUUUUUACAAAUUAAUAAAAAAUAAAAAGCGGGAAUGUCUUGAGUCAAUAAGUAUUCAACCCCUUUGUUAUGGCAAGCCUAAAUAAGUUCAGGAGUACAAAUGUCACUUAAGUUGCAUAGUGUUUAACAUGAUUUUUGAAUGAUAACCUCAUCUCUGUACCCCACACAUACAGAUAAUUGUGAGGUCCCUCAGUCGAGCAGUGAAUUUCAAACACAGAUUCAAGACCAGGUAGGUUUUCCAAUGCCUCUGAAUGAAGGGCACCUAUUGGUAGAUGGGUAAAAUAAAAUAAAAAUGCAGGCAUUGAAUAUCCCUUUGAGCAUGGUGAAGUUAUUAAUUACACAUUGGAUGGUAAAUCAAUACAUCCAGUUACUACAAAGAUACAGAUGCCCUUCCUAACUCUGUUGCCGGAAAGGAAGGAAACCACUCAGGGAUUUCACCAUGAGGCCAAUGGUGAUUUUAAAACAGUUACAGAGUUUAAUGGCUGUGAUAGGAGAAAACUCAGGAUGGAUCAAUAACUUUGUAGUUAGUGUUGUAGUCUACAACACUAACCUAAUUGACAGAGUGAAAAGGAAGCCUGUACAGAAGAAAAAUAUUCAAAAACAUGCAUCCUGUUUGCAAAAAGGCACCAAAGUAAAACUGCAAAAAAUCUAGCAAAGAAAUGAACUAUGUCCUAAAUACAAAGUGUUGUUUGGGGCAAAAACAACACAUCAGUGAGUACCACUCUUCAUAUUUUCAAGCAUGGUGGUGGCUGAAUCAAGUUAUGGGUGUGCUUGUCAUCGGCAAGGACUAGGGAGUUUUUUUUUUAUCAUAAAAAUAAACGGAAGAGCUAAGCACAGGCAAAAUCUAAGAGGAAAACCUGGGUCAGUCUGCUUUCCAAUAGACACUGGGAGAUAAAUUCACCUUUCAGCAGGACAAUUACCUAAAGCACAAGGUCAAAUAUACACUGGCGUUGCAUACCAAGACGACAUUGAAUGUUCCUGAGUUUCUUGGUAUCAGUUUUGCCUUUUUUUUUUAAAUGUAAGAAUAAUGUGCAAAUAUUGUAUAAUCCAGGUGUGCAAAUCUCUAAAGGAUUUACCAGAAAGACCCACAGCUGUAAAUAAAAAAUAAAAAAAGUAUUAUUUAUUUUAUUUUUACAAAUGUAGAAUUUUUCUUCCACUUUGACAGAGUAUUUUGUGUAGAUCGUUGACCAAAAAAAUUACAAUUAAAUCAAUUUUAAUCCCACUUUGUAACACAACAAAAUGUGGAAAAAGUAAAGGGGUGUGAGGGCCGCACUUAAUUUUUAUAUUGUGCCUGCACUGUGUAGACUGAUGUCAAAUGCCAUUGAAAUACCCCCAAAAUUCCUGAAACACUUUUAAUGAGAAAAUUAAUGCAGAUUUGUUGUUGAGACAUGUGGUUUUCAUAUGGUGACCUAAGUAGCCCCUCUUUUUAGGUACGAGCUCCGUGUAUCCAUGCUCUGUGCCACGUUUACUCUCCUCCAUGUUUGUGUUGCAAAUUUCCUUCCACGCGCAAAGCGUCGUCCAAUUGAUGUAAAAUAUUGCCGUAAAAAGUGAUUUGCGACACAACAAAAUAAACAAUAGAUGUUUUUCUAUUGUUUCAUAUUGCUCUAUCGCCCAGCCCUAUGGUGAUGGUUGGAGUGAUGGUGUCUGUAAAAAUGCUUUACUUAUGAAGAGUGAAACUGGAGUUUUAUAGUGAGGAAAUGAUAGUGCCUUAAUUCAUGUUUACUUAGAUUUUUGUCAUUUAGAAGACACUCUUAACCCUAAUUGCUCCUGUAAGUUGCUGAAAUCGACAGCUUUCUCACCUAGUCUGCUUGGAGACUCGAACCAGUGACCUUUUGGUUCUUAAACGCUAGGCUACCUGCCGCCAGCUACUUGACAUAAAGGAGUGAAGAUUUGUGUAAUGUAAUGUUGAACCUUUUCCAAAGUAUUCUAAAAUGCAUUUUAAUCAAAGCGAGGGUUAGAAAAUAAAGGAGAGCCGCACACUCUAGGAGCUCAGAUGCAAAAAUAUUUAAUUACCAACGUUUCGACAGGCAAGCUGUCUUCAUCAGGGUACAAUCACAGACACUGCGGGAUGACUCGUUUAUAUAUAGUGUCAAGACACACAGGUGUCUGUAAUCAUGGCCAACAGUGGCCUAAUAUCAUUGGUUAAUUACUCAUAUUAAAACGGCAUAGAAUGAGCAACAUACAAUUAAUACAAAUGGAUAGCAUACGAUCAUAGACACACUAAAGACCACACAAGCCUACAAACAACCACAAUGGCAAAGUCACAACAAUCACAACAAUCACAAGAAUGGCUUCAGAUCAAAGUCCACAUUAAGACCGAAGGGAGCAAGGGUCUUUAAAUUAAAUAUCCAAGCAGCCUCUCGUCUUAACAAUAAAUUAUCAAGGUCACCCCCUCUCCUAGGGAGGGUGACAUGUUCGAUGCCAAUAUAACGCAAAGAUGAAAUCGAGUGGCCUGCCUCCAAAAAGUGGGCCGCAACUGGGUAGGUCAAGAUUUUGCACCUAAUGGUGCUACGAUGCUCUGAGAUACGUACUUUUAAUUCACGCUUUGUUUUACCCACAUAAUUUUUACCACAAGGACAAGUUAUGAGAUAAAUAACUGCCUUAGUGGAGCACGUAAUAACACCUUUGAUUGGGAUCGAUGUCCCUGUUUGUGGAUGUUUAAAGGAUCUGCAUUUAUAAGUGCCAUUGCAUUGGGCACAGCCAUUACACUUAUAAUUACCAUCCAAUAGGGGCGCAAAUAGACGUUGUUCAGGAAUAUCUUGGGGGGUUAAAUCAGAGUGUACCAAUUGGUCUCGGAGAUUUCUGCCCCGCGAAAAUACGACCAAGGGAAGGUCAGAAAAGACAGCUUGCCUGUCGAAACGUUGGUAAUUAAAUAUUUUUGCAUCUGAGCUCCUAGAGUGUGCGGCUCUCCUUUAUUUUCUAGUUUUCUACUCCGCUACCCAGCACCUCGCCUACAUAGGUGUGCGUUUCUUUUUUCUUCUAAAUCAAAGCGAGGGUACCAGAUUUACAGAAAAGAUAGUGUUACCAUAGUGAGAAAAGUUAUUCCACUUGUCACGUAUCUUUUUGUGCAUUUAAAGUACUGUGCUUUAAAGUUA
This is a messenger RNA of Salvelinus fontinalis (brook trout), 7255 nucleotides long. Its product is annotated as zinc finger protein 552-like. Gene Ontology annotation, molecular function: DNA-binding transcription factor activity, RNA polymerase II-specific; RNA polymerase II cis-regulatory region sequence-specific DNA binding. Gene Ontology annotation, biological process: regulation of transcription by RNA polymerase II. The coding region runs from base 2120 to 3604 and encodes 494 amino acids. The record is from RefSeq and is a predicted model, not a curated record. NCBI's taxonomy places the organism in Eukaryota, Metazoa, Chordata, Actinopteri, Salmoniformes, Salmonidae. The transcript has 3 exons.